Messenger RNA from Chelmon rostratus (copperband butterflyfish), 930 nucleotides. RefSeq names its product olfactory receptor 142-like. Gene Ontology annotation, biological process: G protein-coupled receptor signaling pathway. Lineage: Eukaryota; Metazoa; Chordata; Actinopteri; Chaetodontiformes; Chaetodontidae. Gene Ontology annotation, molecular function: G protein-coupled receptor activity; olfactory receptor activity. The transcript has a single exon. The record is from RefSeq and is a predicted model, not a curated record. Gene Ontology annotation, cellular component: membrane. Bases 1 to 930 code for a protein of 309 amino acids.
AUGGAUAAUGUUUCUGUUGUAAGGGUUUUUAUGCUGACUGGGUUAAAUGAGACAAUGAAUUACAGAGUAGCUCUAUUCACCUUCACUUUACUGUAUUAUUGUAUUAUUUUGUUUUUCAAUAUCUCUCUCAUCAUGAUCAUUAUUUUAGAUGCAAACCUGCAUGAACCGAUGUACAUCUUAUUGUGCACUUUUUUCAUAAAUGGACUUUAUGGGACUGCAGGUUUCUACCCCAAAUUCCUCUUCGAUCUACUGUCAUCUUCCCAAGAAAUCUCAUAUGAAGGAUGCCUUUUACAGGCUUUUAUCAUGUACUCGUUUGCUUGCUCUGAUUUGUCCAUUCUAGCAGUUAUGGCCUACGACAGAUAUCUGGCUAUAUGUCGACCGCUGCACUACCACUCUUUAAUGACUAAGAGGAGGCUCUCACAGCUGGUAUGUUUCUCCUGGCUGACACCUUUCUCCAUGUUCUCCAUCAACAUUGUGCUAACGUCACGACUAAAGUUAUGUGGUACAAACAUUCGCAGACUGUUAUGUGUGAACUGGAUAAUUGUUAAACUUGCGUGCCCUGAAGCUGACACCUUUUCAAACGGUGUAGUUGCAUAUUUGACAAUUGUCUUGUAUGUGUCUCAUGGUAUUUUCAUACUUUGGACUUACAUGCAUCUUAUCUCAACUUCUGUGAGGUCCAAAGAUGACAGGGCAAAGUUCAUGCAGACAUGUGUGCCCCAUUUAGUCUCUUUAACCACAUUCCUGGUUACAAUAGUUUUUGAUUUGAUGUACAUGCGAUUUGGCUCCUCAGAUUUACCUCAAAGCUUUCAAAACUUCAUCGCUAUAGAAUUUCUGCUUAUUCCUCCUGCUAUGAAUCCUAUAAUAUAUGGAUUUAAACUGACCAAAAUACGAAAUAGAAUUCUGGGUUUAGUUUAUGAUAAAAGACAAUGA